AACCCACGACCUAAGGAGUGCUACUCAGACCAACUAACCAACUCAGCUAGAGGCCCUUUCGCUCAUACCCCAUAUGACAACACUCUUGCUUGUUUCCUUUUACCCUUAACCCCCUGCAACUAAGAACUAACUGUUCUUACUGUUUUGGUAAUCUCUAGCUGCUACCAAUCCUGGAAAUGGACUAAUUAGCUCUUAGCCUUUAUUCAAUCAUGUGAUUUAGCUUUAUAGGAUUAAGAAAUUUAUGGACUCAACCACCACAACCAUAUGCUCUUGCAUUAGAAACUUUUUGUUUCAUUGUCAUCUGUAUUGCAUCAAAAUAGAUUGGGAAAAAUAGCAUAUAUGAUGGUUGACCUCGAAUUGAAACUUGACUAAUUUUCCUGACAAGCAACAAGCUUUGAACUCGGAAAAUGCUUAGAUACGCAUACAGAAAUUUUGAGGCGGGAAAAAUAGUUCGUCGUUAUUGAUUUGUUCUUAUCUGUUUGGAACAUCAUAGCAUUUACAUGCUUGUUGGGAGGUUGUAGAGGUUUGCAUGCUUUUGUUGACUUCCUAGAGUUUGCUUCUCUGUAGUGGACAUCAUUGCUUGAGAGGUGGGAUCUCUUUAGCUAGUUCUCUUUGCCCAAAUAUUUUCUUGUCCCAAGCAAUGUCUUCUUGCUGAAAUGGGGUAAGGUAUAAACCCUUGCUGGCAAUAUUCUACCCCUGCUUCGUUCAAGAAGUGAAGCAAGUUCUUCAUAUAAAUGAAGCAUACUAUUUGUGAUGCACUGCGCAUUCUGGGGUUAGCCGUUCUUGGCAUUGCUGCAGAUUCCAACGGCCUAUUCUUCAAUUUCUCGCGUGCGUUUAGCCCCGGCUGCAUUCUUGCCAGCAAGAUACAACUUUGAAGGCUAUAUCCCCCGUAGCUGCUCCAGUUCGCUUCAGAUCUAUAGCCGGUCAUCGAUGUUAAAUCUACCACCAUCUUCAGCUCUCACGGUGUCCUCCCAGCUCACCUCCUCUGACGUAGCCCAGCGUUCAGAGGAAUGGUUCGCUCUUCGCAAGGACAAGCUCACCACAAGCACCUUCAGUACCGCCUUGGGUUUCUGGGCUGGCAACAGAAGGGCAGAGCUGUGGAACGAGAAAGUUUUUGGCGCGACAGAGACCAAGCUGGCGGACACCGCUAGGUCUGCCAUGGACUGGGGCACGCAUCAUGAGAGCGUAGCCAUAGAGCAGUACACGAACAUCACAGGAAGACACGUGGGCACCUUCGGCUUCGCGGUGCACGCCGAGGCCAGCUCCGGAUGGCUCGGAGCCUCGCCCGAUGGAGUCCUCGGGUGCGGGCUGGACGGCGGGAUCCUGGAAGUCAAGUGCCCCUUCAACAAGGGCAAGCCCGAGCUCGCGCUGCCCUGGCGCGCCAUGCCCUACUACUACAUGCCGCAGGUGCAGGGCCUGAUGGAGAUCAUGGGCAGGGACUGGGCGGAGCUCUACUGCUGGACGCCCAGCGGGAGCAGCCUGUUCCGCGUGCCGCGGGACCGCGCGUACUGGGAGCUCCUGCACGAGGCGCUGCGCGACUUCUGGUGGGGCGACGUGGUGCCCGCGCGGGAGCUGGCGCUCCUGGGGAAGCACGACGAGGCGAGGUCCUUCGAGCCUCGGCCCAAGCACCGGCUCACGAACCUGGUGCUGUACAGGAGCAGGAAGCUGGCCUCCGAGGCCAAGCUGCUGUGGAUGGAUGUUGGCGGCCGUGUAGAGUUCUUUCAGUGAGACGUUCUGCCGGUGGUUGUACUGUGCACUGUGUUGUGACUAUUCUUUGAAUUAACUCAUUGCCUUCCGAGUGUCCUGUUCUUUUUUUUGUUCUGUUUUUUACGAGCGUAUGAUCUUCCACUCA
This is a messenger RNA of Zea mays, 1852 nucleotides long. RefSeq lists its product as uncharacterized. The transcript is spliced from 2 exons. NCBI's taxonomy places the organism in Eukaryota, Viridiplantae, Streptophyta, Magnoliopsida, Poales, Poaceae. The record is from RefSeq and is a predicted model, not a curated record. The coding region runs from base 931 to 1728 and encodes 265 amino acids.